Bufo bufo (common toad) is the source of this 819-nucleotide messenger RNA. It is a transcript of the gene SNU13, whose product is annotated as small nuclear ribonucleoprotein 13. Gene Ontology annotation, biological process: mRNA splicing, via spliceosome; maturation of SSU-rRNA; ribosome biogenesis. Lineage: Eukaryota; Metazoa; Chordata; Amphibia; Anura; Bufonidae. Gene Ontology annotation, cellular component: nucleolus; small-subunit processome; U4/U6 x U5 tri-snRNP complex. The transcript has 3 exons. The record is from RefSeq and is a predicted model, not a curated record. The coding region runs from base 160 to 546 and encodes 128 amino acids. Gene Ontology annotation, molecular function: RNA binding.
CACGUGUGCAGUGGCGCACGAAGCUCCUCCCUUUCCGCUCUGGUUGUUCGGAAGUCAGACGCACGUUGCCAGCGCAUUGCUUUCUCUCCGUUCUUUUAGUUUUCCUCCGUGAAGCUUCCGGGCCGAGGGGACCAGGAGAGACCGUAGCUGAGACGAACCAUGACCGAGUCCGAGGUGAAUCCCAAGGCCUACCCCCUGGCUGAUGCCCAGCUGACCAGAACGAUCCUGGACCUGGUGCAGCAGGCCUCCAAUUACAAGCAGCUCCGCAAAGGGGCGAAUGAAGCGACAAAAACCCUAAACAGAGGGAUUUCCGAGUUCAUUGCUAUGGCCGCUGAUGCAGAACCUUUAGAAAUUAUUCUUCACCUCCCUCUUUUAUGUGAAGAUAAGAAUGUCCCUUACGUCUUUGUUCGAUCCAAGCAGGCUUUGGGAAGAGCCUGUGGGGUCUCCAGACCAGUCAUUGCUUGCGCAGUCACCAUCAAGGAAGGGUCUCAACUGAAGCCCCAGAUCCAGUCGGUCCAGCAAGCCAUUGAGAGACUACUAGUGUAAAUCACACUUUGCAUUUGUGGCAGAAGCCUAGACGUCAGUUUAAAUUGCAAUUGUACAGUUUAUGUAACAAGAGUUAGUCACCUAGCCUUGGAUGUUUUUAGCAGAUCUUCAUAUGUGGAUUUUGUGACGGAACCACAAGGUAGUACUCUAACAAACUAUACCUAUAUUGGGGAAUUGUUCAGUUUUUGCAAACCUAUUUUUUUUAACCCGAAAGAAUCAGUUCGUAUUUGUUUUUUUUCUUUGACUUGUAUAUGUUUUUUUUUUUUUUAUUAA